CCGAUCGGCGGACACACAAAAAAAUGAAACAGAAAAAAAGCUAUUUAAACUCGAAUUUAAUUUUCAUUUCCCCUUUAUUUUAAUUCUGUUUGAUAAUGAAAAUGUCUGCUCAUAACUUUACUAUUGUUAGUACACCUGGAAAGAGAAUUUCUUUAGAAAAAGCCAGUCAUCCUUGCCCUAAAUGUAGACAUCAGGCUUCUGUUCAGUUAAUACGAUCUGAAAGGCAAUGGAUUGUGUUCAACAAAUGUAUAUCCAACAGUAUGCGUGUACGAUACGAAUGCUCUAAAUGUAGAUGGAAAAAUGAAGAAUUACCAUCCUACCCUAAUGAAUUCAACCGUAUCUCUAAUGAUGAUUUCCACUUUCAAGACACUGACAGCAGUAGUUCUGUCUUGAGUGAUUUAUAUUGAAAUGUUUGCCCUGUCCUGUAGUUAUUAUUUAUUCUCCCUAUGUGUAUAUAUACCCUCUCUUUCUUUCUCUCUUUUGUAAUUCAAAGAAAAUAAACUUCUUCAUCUGAUCUUAAAUAUGUA
Molecule: messenger RNA, 527 nt
Organism: Gilbertella persicaria
Lineage: Eukaryota; Fungi; Mucoromycota; Mucoromycetes; Mucorales; Choanephoraceae
Exons: 2
Coding region: 96-407 (103 amino acids)
Source: RefSeq, a predicted model, not a curated record